GCCGAUGCCAAACAAUAAAAUAACCAUUGAUAGUUUGACAUUUGUUUCCUUUUUCAUAUGCCAAUAAUAAUAUGCGAAAAUAACAAUAAUAAAAAUGGCACAAUCCGUUAAUAUUUCGGUGGAAUCAGUUAUUGAAAAUGUAAUUCAAGAGAUUACCUACGAUGGGAGUGAGAUCUUUCAACCGCCGCUAACACUAUCGGAGAGUUUGACUCGGAAUGCAUGUCGAAUUGAUUUUAGCAAAGAUUUGGAUGAAUCGGAUCCAUCAACGAGUGGUGUUGCAUCAAAAGCAAUGGCAAUCAAAGAGGAAAAAGAUGAUGAAGAAAUGAAGGAUGCGGAUCGAUUCAAUGCCAAUCUAUGGCCAUGGGAUUCGGUUCGUAACAAACUACGAGAUGCAAUGACUGAAGUAUGUGUAUUAUCCGAUGUAUUGUCAAUAGCCAAACGAAAACAAUACAUGGUAUUAGAUCCAGUCCCUCAAGAAACACAAACAAUUAAACCGAUUGUUCAAAUUUUUGCACGUAAAAAAGCACUAUCGAAUGCAGCCAAUAUACUACUUACUGGUGCCGAACAACUACGAAACUCACAAAGCGAAGCGAAAAAUAACCGAAACGUAUCUGAUUUUCACAUCGAACUGUUGAGACUGCGCCAAAAUUGGCGAUUGAAAAAGGUCGGAAACACAAUUAUUGGUGACUUAAGUUACAAAACGGCCGGUUCAAAAUUUCCGCAUAAUGGCACCUUUGAGGUAACAAAAGCCGAAGAUGAACCAGACACAGAGAAACAACAACCAUCGACACCGACAUCAACGAUUCCAAAGCCAAAUUCGGCACUUCGGGUCACCGUUCCAUCGGAGUUACAAGGUGUUGCCUAUAUUAAAGUUAUUACACAAAAAGAUCAAGAAGAUUUGUGUACGGCCGUUGUGAAUUUAAUGGGACAUGGACCGAAUAUAACACAUCAAGCAGGCAUUUGGCAAAAGAGCUUGGAAUAUGCUCAGAAUGUACUUUUUUGCAAAGAAUUGUUCAAUCAACUGGCCCGCGAAGCAGUUCAAAUUCAGGCAGCUAUUCCGCAUGUUGUUGUUGGCAAUCAAAUUCGAGCCACACUUUUAUCUGGCAUUCAAUUGAUCAUCAGUUUAUGUCAUUCAACGACAUUUGAUUCAGCAAGCUCGGGACCCAUUACUGAUCAUGAUCAUGUUUUGGAGCAUUCACUGCAUCAACUGUUGCGAGAGGUGCAUUACAAAAAUACACAUCUGCCAUUGCCGCACCAUAUUCACGGUGGUCCGAUGGUAGCGUCGAAGAAACGAAUGCUUGCCGGCCCAAUGGCUGCCGAUCGUUAUGAAUUGCUUGAAAUGACAAAAUCUCAAACACUUCUCGAACAAAUCAUCGCACAAGCUCAACACAUUUUCAUGCGGAAACGAACACAGUACGUGUUGGAUACAUUAGCCCGUGACGUCAAAGAUCCACAAAUUAUUUCACAUUGGAAUUCAAUGAAUAGCCCAACAAUGUCUUGUGUUAAAAUCAACAUCGUCACUUAUGGCUAUGAUACUGUUUGCCGUACAACGUUGUCGAUUCAUGUUAAAGAACGAAGUUUGAAAUGCAUUACACGCGAUGGUCGCGUCAUGCUCAUGUCAUAUGAACCACAAGAAUUGAGAGAUUUGAUUUUGUGCCAAAUUAAUAUGCAUCAAAUAUCCGGAUUGCAAUUGGUUGCAAAGUGUAUGGCAUGGCAAACAUUAUCGAAUAGCAAUCAUUUGGGUAUUGGUCGUGUUGAACCGCUCGGUAAUGCAACCUCAUGCCUCUUAGCCUCACCAAAUGGUGAUCGAUUGAUUGCCGUUAAGAUUUAUUGCGAUCCACCACAUAUUGAUAUCAAAGUUUACGUGGCCCAAAUAUCGGAAAAUAAUAGCAUUGAAAGCGAACUAGUUCAAGGCAAGCAUUGGGAUCAACUAAACAUCAAUUUCAGAGAGAUUCGUUUCGAAAAACUGGAGGGAAAAAACUUUUUGAAUAAAAUGGAAAAUUUAAUGGCCAGUCUCUCAGCAAAUCCCAAAAUAUAAUAAAUUAACCGAAUAAUUUGACAAUUGCAAAUUUAAUAAAAUCUAUUUUACAAA
Contarinia nasturtii (swede midge) is the source of this 2092-nucleotide messenger RNA. It is a transcript of the gene MED17, whose product is annotated as mediator of RNA polymerase II transcription subunit 17. Gene Ontology annotation, biological process: regulation of transcription by RNA polymerase II. The transcript is spliced from 3 exons. Gene Ontology annotation, molecular function: transcription coregulator activity. NCBI's taxonomy places the organism in Eukaryota, Metazoa, Arthropoda, Insecta, Diptera, Cecidomyiidae. Gene Ontology annotation, cellular component: mediator complex; core mediator complex. The coding region runs from base 95 to 2038 and encodes 647 amino acids. The record is from RefSeq and is a predicted model, not a curated record.